AUGGCACUUAUGAAGCUCGGUUCUGGAAACACAGGAGACAGCUGGAGCAAAGAGCCCACAUCAAAGUCUGUGGCACUGACAGACGAGAAGGGAGAGAGGAGAGAGGAGGGAGCCAGGACAACUGGAGACCACUGGGUUCCAAAGUUUUCUUUUAGGAUUCUGCGAACGGGUCGGUGUGAUGGCCGAGGGCGGCGUUCGGACAGAUGGGAGGUCAAGCGAUGUACUGUCAGCGCGCAGGUCAACACCAACAACUCCAGUCAGAGAGGGUGUAUCCAGAGGCGAGCAACUGAAAAGUGGCUCUGUCGACUGGAAAAAGGAUCGUGGAGAGAGGAAAAACAAGAUUCUCUGGGUUCAGGGUUGCUAGACAGUCCUCUCCACCACCACAUCGGCCCCACUCCCCACCACAUCGGCCCCACUCCCCACCAUAUCGGCCCCACUCCCCACCACAUCGACCUCCCUCAACUGCGAUCUUGA
Messenger RNA from Knipowitschia caucasica, 474 nucleotides. The record is from the annotation of a GenBank genome assembly. Lineage: Eukaryota; Metazoa; Chordata; Actinopteri; Gobiiformes; Gobiidae.